Chrysoperla carnea is the source of this 1786-nucleotide messenger RNA. RefSeq names its product ran GTPase-activating protein 1 (gene RanGAP). Gene Ontology annotation, cellular component: cytosol; nucleus; perinuclear region of cytoplasm. The coding region runs from base 50 to 1777 and encodes 575 amino acids. The transcript is spliced from 7 exons. Gene Ontology annotation, biological process: signal transduction; nucleocytoplasmic transport; activation of GTPase activity. Lineage: Eukaryota; Metazoa; Arthropoda; Insecta; Neuroptera; Chrysopidae. The record is from RefSeq and is a predicted model, not a curated record. Gene Ontology annotation, molecular function: GTPase activator activity; small GTPase binding.
UAUUUAAAAUUAUUGAGUGUGAAUUUUUUUAAAUAAAAUUUUAUAAAACAUGUCGAACUUUAAUAUUGAAGAUUUAACAUCUGCUUUAGCAGAUACAAAAGUGAGUCAAAGUGGAGUGAGCUUUCAGGGUAGAUCUUUAAAACUAGAUACAGCAGAAAGUGCAAAAGAAAUUAUUGAUGCCAUUAAUAAUUGUUCAAAAUUAGAAUAUUUAAAUUUAGAAGGAAAUACAUUAGGAGUAGAGGCUGCUAAAGCAAUUGCAAAAGCAUUGGAAACACGAUCUGAAUUAAAACGAGCAUUAUGGAAAGAUAUGUUUACUGGACGAAUGAAAUCCGAAAUUCCACUUGCAUUGGAACAUCUUGGAAAAGCUUUAGUCACAGCCGGCGCACGAUUAACCGAACUAGAUUUAAGUGACAAUGCAUUUGGACCUAUUGGUGUGGAAGGUUUAGCAUCCUUGUUACGAAGUUCCUCUUGUUAUAAUUUACAAGAAUUACGCUUAAAUAAUAAUGGCCUAGGAAUUACUGGUGGAAAAUUAUUAGCAAAAGCUUUGAUGGAUUGUUAUAAUAAUAGUAAAACUUCCGGUUCACCACUUGCUUUGAAAGUCUUUAUCGCUGGACGAAAUCGACUUGAAAAUGACGGAGCUACUGCCUUAGCGGAAGUUUUUAAGACUAUUGGAACUUUGGAAGAAAUCGCAAUGCCUCAAAAUGGAAUAUACCAUGUUGGAAUCACUGCCUUAUCGGAUUCAUUUACACAUAAUAAAAAUUUACAAAUAUUAAAUUUAAAUGAUAACACAAUUGGGCCUAUUGGAUCUACAGCAAUUGCUAAAGUAUUACCACAAUUACAAAAUUUACGACAAAUUAAUUUUGGUGAUUGUUUAUUAAAAACACAAGGCGCCAUAUCGAUUGCAAACGCUUUAAAAAACGAGCACACGAAAUUAGAGAAUUUAACAUUGGAUUCGAAUGAAAUUCGUACAAAAGGAGGUGUUGCUUUGGCAAAAGCAAUGCAUAAUAAAACAAAUUUAAAAACGUUUAUUGUUGAUGCAAAUCAAUUUGGUGAGGAAGGGUGUGAAGAGCUACGAAAUGCCUUAAAAUCUUCGGGAAGAUCUUCAACAUUAGGUACUUUGGAUGAUGACGAAGAACCUGAUUCAGAGGAUGAUAGCGAUGAUGAAGAAAAUUGUAAAGAAGAGGAUGAAAAAAGUGACGAUGAAGAGCACAAUGCAAGCAAAAUUAGUUUGGAUACAUCAAUUAUAAAUGGUAAUGCAAAAUCGGAAAUACAAGAGCCAUCACAAAUACUCAAAGAAUUUUUGGAUAAAACAAGUGAAGAUGCAUUUUUAAAAUUAGGAAAUGAUCGGAAUUUAUUAAUUGUUAAUGAAAUAAAAAAACAUAUCAAUGAACCAUCCGAUGUAUUUAUAGAUAAUGCUCUACCAAUUUUAAUGAAAGUAGCAUCGUUAAGUAACAGUAAGAAUGCAGAAGUUGUAAAAUUCUCAUUAGAGUUGACACAUUCAAUCUUGGAAAUACUCUUUGGUUGGUGUACACAGCCAGAAAAAUUAUUAGUUCUAAACAAUGCGAUAAUUGUUCAUUUGGGUCUUUUAAAAGGUGAAGAUAAAAAAUUUAAAAUUACAUGGAACUUAAAUGGUUGUGCUUUGGCCUUGGAAUCUGCUGUGAAAAAGAAUUAUUUUCAUCCAUCUACGAAAGAAACAUUAAAAAUGUUUAUGCAAAGAUUUGAUAAUGUGAACACAGUGGAAAAAUCCACAAUCAAAAAAUUAGAAGCCGCUUUAUAAAAAACGCAU